UCCUCUGCGCAGUUUGCCAGUUUCUUUUUUUCUUCCUUGUUUUUUUUUGAAAGAGCAGUUUCUUAUGGUUUAAUCCAUCGAUUUCUUUCUUGAUCCCCAAAGACCAAACGUGUCCCCCUUUUUCAUUUUUCUGUGUUUGAAGAGCGUCAUGGCUGACCCAUCGUUGCCUUCUCACUGACCACUUUACCCCUUGUUACGUGGCUUCUUUUUCCUCAUGCACUUGGUGAUAUCUGUUGCUUCCAAACAUGGUCUCGAUCUUCCCCAUAGACAGAGUCAGAUACCGCCAUGGAUCAUGAGAUGGAGCUGAAGGGGUGUUUCCGCCGGAUCAAGAACUGCGCGGUCGAACUCUUCUCGACAAUGGAGGAGGACCUGGAAAUGGACGACGAGGACUCGUGGGACCUUGUUGGGAGGGACAUCCGGCUGAAGGCCACCUUCCUGUACAUUGACCUCAGCCGCUUGAUCGCCUCCUGCGAGGGUGAAGAGCACAAGAAGGCGCUUACCGUCCUCACCAACCGGUUCUUCUACUCCAUGGAUGAGCUGGGCGACGCGGUGGAGAGCCGGAGCCUCCCCCUGACGCAGGUGCGCUACAGCGACACGGCCGGCGCGCUCCGCGAGGUGGUCGCCGUCCUCGCCCCGUCCCUGCACCUCGGCCCGCCCUGCGACCCGGAGGAAUAGGAAAGAAAGCACCGGGUGGGGGUGGGCCAGGUGCUGGAUCAUUGGACCGGUGGAUCUGACAGGAUAAGCUUGGCAUCUCUAGAACGAAAGAGAGUGAGAGGGAGGUGGAGAAAGAUGCAGCCAGGAGGAUCGCCUGUGUGGUGUGGAUGUGUACAUAUUGUCUUCGAAUUGGGGCCGUUAGCGUCUUUCUUUCGCCUCCGGUUUCGCUCGCCGCUGAGAUGCUCUCUCAACUCUGAUCCUGCCCCCUAUCAAAAAAAAAACUCUGUUCCUGUC
Panicum virgatum (switchgrass) is the source of this 948-nucleotide messenger RNA. RefSeq lists its product as uncharacterized. Gene Ontology annotation, molecular function: calcium ion binding. NCBI's taxonomy places the organism in Eukaryota, Viridiplantae, Streptophyta, Magnoliopsida, Poales, Poaceae. The record is from RefSeq and is a predicted model, not a curated record. Bases 286 to 675 code for a protein of 129 amino acids. The transcript has 3 exons. Gene Ontology annotation, cellular component: photosystem II oxygen evolving complex; extrinsic component of membrane; photosystem II. Gene Ontology annotation, biological process: photosynthetic electron transport chain; photosynthesis.